Messenger RNA from Syzygium oleosum, 635 nucleotides. RefSeq names its product agamous-like MADS-box protein AGL62. Gene Ontology annotation, molecular function: RNA polymerase II cis-regulatory region sequence-specific DNA binding; DNA-binding transcription factor activity, RNA polymerase II-specific; protein dimerization activity. The coding region runs from base 1 to 558 and encodes 185 amino acids. Gene Ontology annotation, biological process: regulation of transcription by RNA polymerase II. NCBI's taxonomy places the organism in Eukaryota, Viridiplantae, Streptophyta, Magnoliopsida, Myrtales, Myrtaceae. The record is from RefSeq and is a predicted model, not a curated record. The transcript has a single exon.
AUGGCAGGUAGACGGACAAGAGGACGUCAAAAAAUCGAGAUGACACAAAUUGAAAAUGAGGAUGAUAAGCUCAUCACGUUCUCCAAACGUAGAUCUGGCAUCUACAAAAAAGCAAGUGAGCUUGUAACCCUCUGUGGUUCGGAUGUGGGAGUCGUUAUAUUCUCUCCAACUGGGAAACCCUAUUCAUUUGCUCAUCCCUCUAUUGAAUCGACUGCAAAUCGAUUCCUCGACCAAAACCCUCCACAUAAUGAUCGAACUGACACUUUGGUUGAGUCCUAUCGUCGACUUAGGACUAAUGAGCUCAAUCAACAACACGAUGAGCUCGUUAAGCAAGUCGAAGCUGAGAAGGCACGAGGUAAAGUGCUGAAGCGAGUGACCGAAGGACAGAACGGCGAGGGAUGGUGGGAAGCUCCCGUUGAAGACCACAACGUGGAAGACCUCAACCAAAUGAAGGCACAAAUGAAGGAGCUUCGGCGGAAUUUGUGGAGUUCCAUUAAUCGAAGGAAUCAAGGAGCUACAACAAUUCAAGGAGAAAGUUCAAAUCAGAGAAACCCUUGAGAAAGUCAAAAUCAUGAGCUACAUCAAUUCAGCGUUGACUUUUGUUUGAUUUGUACUUGACAUAUGAUGAGAGAUUU